AAAGAUCUGCAGUGGCAGGACUGGGGCAGGACAGAGGAGCCUAACCCAGACAGGCCGGCUGGACAGGACCCCAUCUGGGCUGAAGGCUUUGUAUCUGAAGGCUGGUGAUUCCUCAUAGGAGCUAUGCAUAAGAAAUACAGCAACAGCACAGGCAGCUGAUACACAGGUACUAGGGGCUUUGAAAAACAAUCUCUCUCCCUCCAAAAUCACUCCAGGAAUGGGACUCCAAUCUGCCUGAACCCUAAGAGGAACCCUAAUGAGGGCAAGAAAGCCAUGACAGCUCACCCAGCGUUCGGAGAGGUGGCUUUGCUGGCAGGAAGGCUGAAAGGCCAGCAGGGUCUGAGGAAGAAUGGGGAAAAGCAACCUCUCCAGGCAACCCCACCACAAUCAACAUAGUCUACAAUCCAACUCUACACCCUAAGAUUCUGACAGACAAAACCUGCCCGUCCCUAGUUUCCCCAACUGAAUCAGUUCUAGGAGAACAAGGUUAAAGGGAGCAGCACAUUCACUCUUUAGUUACCCUAGGCCCUGCCACCUCACUAUAUCUGCAUCUGUCUCAGUCACCACAGUUACAGUAGAACCUGGAAAGGAGGGAUCCUUGGAGAGGGUGGGAGGUUCCUAGAGAGGUAGGGGGUCUCUGGAAGAGAGAUGGAUCUCUAAAAGAGGGGGUCUCCGGAAAGGAUAAGGUCUGAUGGUGGGGUGGGGGGGACAUUGUCUUCAUCACAUACACUGUGAUCUAGAACUCUGUGGGACAGAACCACAUUCUAGAGCUCAGGGGGAGGGAUCCCCUCCCCCCAACUCUCAAAGCUGGGGGGAGAGGGAGGUUUUCUCUUCAUGCUCCUUUUUAGGGGACUGCCUGGCACAGACACCAGGAGGCCAAGCCACCUGUGAGGAGGCUGGGUCCCAAGCUGUUCUAAACCCAUUCCUGCACAGAGGAGGUGAGGCCUCCUGAUUGCCCUGCUCUCACCCGUGACACAGUUCAGCCAAGAAGCUCUCUACCCUUGCCAGCCAGCUCCUUGCCAAGUUGCACUUAGGGUUCUCUGACCAGCCCAAGCUCCCUCAGAGCCAAGAGAAUAGUCAGUACAGGGCCAGAGUGGGCAUCUCCUCUGGGCCUGUCCUAUAGGCCUGACUCCCCUAUCUUGGAGCUGGGGAGGGGUGAGCUCAUCACACCAAAUGAGAAACACCCCCUGCCUGUAACUGCUCGACACCCCCCAUGUCUCCAUGGGGAAAGGACUGGGGCUGCAGGAUGCAUGAUCAGCAGAGCCAGGGAUAGGGACAUGAGAGCCAGGAUGAGAUGGAACAGGGCAUCCCAGCACCUGGUCACCCUCUUGUCCAUGGACAGAGCCAGCCAUGGCAGAGGAGGUAUGGGUGGGCACCUGGAGGCCCCAUCGCCCCCAGGGGCCCAUCAUGGCCCUCUACAGCAGUCCUGGACCCAAGUACCUGAUUCCACCCACCACGGGCUUUGUGAAGCACACACCCACCAAACUGCGAGCACCGGCCUACAGCUUCCAUGGGGCCCCCAUGCUCUUGGCAGAGAACUGUUCUCCAGGACCCCUCUAUAGUGUAAAUCCCAAGAUACUGAGGACUGGCAAGGAUCUUGGCCCUGCCUACUCCAUCCUGGGGCGCUACCACACCAAGACCAUGCUGACCCCCGGCCCAGGUGAUUACUUUCCAGAGAAAUCUACCAGGCAUGUGUUUGACUCAGCACCCAGUCAUUCCAUAUCUGCCCGGACCAAGACCUUCCGAGUGGAUAGUACUCCAGGCCCUGCUGCAUACAUGUUGCCAGCGGUGAUGGGGCCACACACUGUGGGCAAGGUCUCCCAGCCCUCCUUCUCCAUCAAGGGCCGCAGCAAACUGGGCAGCUUCAGCGACGACCUGCACAAGGCAAGGACUCCAGGUCCUGCAUCAUACCACCAGACUGACAGUCAAGUAACAAAGUUCAAGGCUCCACAGUACACCAUGGCCGCCCGAGUGGAGCCCCCCAGGGAUAAGACCCUGAAGCCAGGACCAGGAGCCCACAGGCCUGAGAAGGUGACCAUGACCAAGCCCUGUGCCCCUAUCGUCACCUUUGGAAUCAAGCAUUCUGACUACAUGACACCCCUGGUUGUUGAUGUGGAAUAGCCCUGACCCUGCAUCUCACCAGCCUAUGCCCAUGACUUCCAUAGAGAUUUGCUGGGCUGACACUUCUUCCACCAACGAGGCCACUGCCAGCUUGGCCCUGCACAGUAGAGCUACUUUGGACAGUUUUAACAAGUUUUUUUUUUUUUUCUAUGCUAUCUCCUCUGUUUGCUAAUCUUGUUUCCUUCCAUGUCCAAAUUAUUUAAUAAACCACAGAUUACAUUUGUAAGGGUUUAUCUUGGAGAAAGGAAAAAGCUUGUCCAGAAGGGGCACUUAUCUUGGGCCUCUUGGCUUGGAGGCCCUGCAGAAAAAGUGGGGGGAGGGGAGCCUCAAAGCUCUUCCUCAUACCUGAGCUUCCCUUUACAGGCUCUUCUCUCUACACUAAGGCUCUCCUUUUGACAAUAAAGGGUGGGUUUAAUCUGGACUACCUGGAUAAAGGGGUACAACAGAAAUGCUCUUGACUGAUGCCCCAUGUGUCUGCUGUGAAGCUCAAUACAUGCAAGGUUAUGCCACCACCUCCAGAUAUCCUGGCCAGAAUCUCAGUUCAAGUCAGCACUGGCCUCCAGGCUUUCAAGCCCCAGCCCACCUGCCAGUCAGGCCUGGAUAUGGCAGAGCACAUGGCCAUUCUCACUGUACUGCCUCAAGUUUCAACCAAGACACACCUUUAUUAGUAUUAAGUUCAAAUUUUAGGAGAGUCUGUUACCAUCAACAGCCAGUAAGAAAAUGUGUGGAAGAAAGCAGGCAUCUCAGCGCUAGGCCUGAGGAGGUCUGUAGAGGCUCCUAAGGGUCCAAAUACAUCCCAAGGUCAGGCUUCAGAAAGCAGGGAUGGACUUUCAGCUCAGCUUUGGGGCAGUCAGUACAAGACUAGUGGCCCUAUCCAACCAGCCUGUGUGUCCCUAGGACCGUACCUUCAUUCCCUCAGCUCUUAGGAGAUAAUGUUGUCAGCAUCCCACCCUCAGACUGGCAGAGAAGAGUUAUAUAACAGGAAGUGGCAAGUCUGUGGCUACCCUAGUCCAGGCCACGGGGACAAGGGAUCCCUGGGAGAUGGACAAGGGUGCCCAAGACUGGCCAUAGACCAGAUUUGGCUUAAAAGAACUCUCUCAAACUCAUUCCUGGAAAAUGAGAACAAGGAAUAUACUGAUACCAAGACUUUAUUGCUAAGAGUCUGCCAACUCAUUCUCACAACUGCUCACAUUGAGCACCAAGGGCUUUCUGGUGUUGAAGAACAUGUUGGAAGCCCACCUAUCCAUUAGGUCAGGUGCCAGGUACACAGGACUGAGCUAAAGGCUAUGGUUAGGACAUUCAGGAAGUUGGUCUGACCUGGUGACUAUGGAGAUGGUGCCAUGAUUCAUAAAAAGAGAACAAAAGCUAAACUAGACAAGAAUUACAACUCAGACCCUCAAGCAGCUGGAGGCUUGAGAUCUAUGAGAGUAAGGUAGAGUCUUGAGGAGAGAACCAGACAUGCUGGGGGUGGGGGGGUGUCUCAGAGAGGAUGGCAAGGGCACUGCUCCAGACAGUGUCAUCUCCAAAUAACGAAAUUUAGACCUAGUUGGCACUAGCAAGAUGAGCAGGGACUGGCUGUGGAAAGUGCCUUGGGAAGUCACAAUACCAGCACUCAGGAGGCUAAGGCUGGAGGAUUACCAGUUGAGGGCCAGCCUAGGCCACAUAUUUUCAGAGAAGACACAUAGCAAGACACUAUCCAAAGAAACAACAAAAUACCCUGGGGUUCAUUCCUAGAAAGUACAAGUCAACAGUGCAUGGCCAGGAAGGCAGAGGAGACAAACCUGAAGCAUGAACAAGCCUGCUGCAGGGACCAGAGGGAGGAAUGAUGCAGGCAGCUAUUACCAUGCUUGGUGACAAACAGAAGGCUAAACCAAAGCCCUGGUCCGUAGGAUAUCAGGAGUCAAAGAUGAAGGGCCUGUAAAGGGACACCUAAGGAGGAGGAACAAGCUAGAUGAGCCCAGCUGUUAGUGUCAAACAGCAAUGCCACAGAGAGGCAGUGUGAAAUGGGCUGCACUGGAGGGAGAGGGGUCAAAACAGAGGUUGGCCCUUCUCCCUCCUCCAGAAGGCUUACAGGCUCAGGCAGACACAAUCAAAGGGCCAAAUGAGAAAAGGAGACUAUGGUCAAUGUGGACACACAGAAAGGCUGCUCAAUAAAGGAAGAAGAGGAGGGUGCCUAGUGUUGGAGCAAGGCAUAGGCACUAAGAGGCCAGGUUAUGGUAGAAUCUAGGUUAACUUAGAAAUCAGAGGUAGUGGUUCUAGACAGCAUCAUGGUAUAGCCAUGUGAGUGGACAGUAAGCCAACAGUCCUCAAGGAGGGAGAGUGAUGAGGAGACAGAUCAGAAUAAGGUCAGAGAAGGGCACAGAACUGCACUGUUCAUUUCUUUUUUGGUCUUUUUGAGACAGGGUCACCCUGUAGCCACAACUGGCCUGGAUUCACUAUGGAGACUAGGCUGGCCUUGAACUAACAGAGAUCCAUCUGCCUCUAGUGCUGGGAUUAAAGGCAUGCAAAACCACUCACAGCUAACUGUUCAUUUCUUAAAGACAUUUUAUGUGAAGACAGAAGUG
This is a messenger RNA of Nannospalax galili (Upper Galilee mountains blind mole rat), 4685 nucleotides long. It is a transcript of the gene Cimap1a, whose product is annotated as outer dense fiber of sperm tails 3. The coding region runs from base 1351 to 2121 and encodes 256 amino acids. Gene Ontology annotation, cellular component: outer dense fiber; cytoskeleton. The record is from RefSeq and is a predicted model, not a curated record. NCBI's taxonomy places the organism in Eukaryota, Metazoa, Chordata, Mammalia, Rodentia, Spalacidae. The transcript is spliced from 6 exons.